UAUGAAUAGACAGUUUACUAAAGAGAAGUCUAGAAGUAAUGAGGGGAGGAAUGAGAAGAGUGUAUUAUUAUAAAAUUGUAUAAUUAUUUUUUAUAAGUUUAGAUAUCACUAAGAAGGACUUAGAGUAGGUUAGUGGAAUAUUAUAACCAUAAUUAAGAACUUUAAAUUUCGAUGAAUUGACUAAUGUAUCAAAAUUAUAUAUAAAGCAUAGGGAACACUUGAUGAUCAUAUGAGUUGCCAAACAUUUUUGCAUUGUUUACCUAAUCAAGAUAAUUUGGAUUCUUUGAGUGAUGAUCAUAUGUGUCCAUACAAAAGAAAAUAUAUUAUAGAUUAAUUAAAGAAUGUCAUUAAUUAAGGACAAGGUAUAGAUUUCUAACAAUAUAUAUAGGAUUUAAUUUAUCAUUGCUAAGAGCAUUGCAAAAACGAACUGAUUCGUGUGAGAAGAAAAGUGAUAUUAAUACUUUAACUGAUGAUGAAAAUAUCUCGAAUAGAGGAUUAGAAUAAAUUAAAACAGUCAUGGAUAAGUAUCAGGAAAGAUAAUAAAAAAUUCAAAGAUAUAAAAAUAAGAAAAGAAAUUGGGAACGAAAAAUAUCUUACUCAGGAAGAUCUUAAGUUGCUGAAUAACGAUUAAGAAUUAAAGGUAGAUUCAUAAGUAAAGAGGAUUAAUAAUCAAUUAAAAAAUUGAUAAAUAAUAAGUAAUAGGAAGAUUUUUAUGAUAAAAAACAUAAUCUUAAUAUUGAAAAAUUUCAUUAGCAUACUAAAUUAUUUACAUAUGCAGAGGAUCCUAAAAUGAUUUCCAAAAAAUAAAUUUUAAUGGACAUAAGAGAUGAGUAUCAAUUUCAGUAAUAAUAAUUAAAGAUACUAAAAUCAAUCAAGACAAAAACUAAAAUUUUUUAGAUUGUUUAGAAAUAAAAAUCUUGA
Molecule: messenger RNA, 921 nt
Organism: Paramecium pentaurelia
Lineage: Eukaryota; Ciliophora; Oligohymenophorea; Peniculida; Parameciidae
Source: the annotation of a GenBank genome assembly